AUGCCUGUUUCCAAGAAGAUGAAGAUCCAGCGCGAGCACCGCAAGGCCGAGGCAGCAGGAACCCGCGCCCCCGUCAAGGCAAAUGGUCUCCCAGUCAAGGCUCCCAAGCCAACAAGUCUGUGUGCCAACUGCCGCAAGGAAAUCGUCAAUACCAACCUCAAGCAACUCGAAGUCCACGCCGAGACGCACGACCAGAAGCUGUGGCCCAAGGAGAAGUGCUGGCCGGAUAUUUUCAAGGGAGAUGCCUAG
Molecule: messenger RNA, 249 nt
Organism: Cadophora gregata
Lineage: Eukaryota; Fungi; Ascomycota; Leotiomycetes; Helotiales; Ploettnerulaceae
Exons: 3
Coding region: 1-249 (82 amino acids)
Source: RefSeq, a predicted model, not a curated record